AUCAUAAUCAUCGUUAAAUUUUUUUCUCUAAAAUAGACAUUAUUUUGAUUAAGAAUUUGCCAUAAUAUAGAAAAGAAAGAAAGAAAAGAUUAAGAAUUUGAUUAAAAAACCGUGAAACCAUCAUAAAGAAAGUCAAACAAAAAUUGUAUUUAGGCUUAGGAUAAAUUUGAUAAGAGGCGCGUUAGACAUGUUGCUAUUUCAGAGAAAUGUUAUUUGUUUACUUAUUCUGUUAAUUUCUCAAGUUUUCUGUGAAAAUAAAUAUUCCAAGUCAGCAAAUGAAAAGAAAAGUGAUAUAAAAAACAAGGAUGUUGAUUUCAGGACUUUAGAGAAACCUUUCAGGAUGAACAAACUAAAUCUUCUGUGGUCUAAAGCACAACAUCGACUAACGGAGCCUAAACUAAAGUCCCUCUAUAGUGAUCUGAUGAUCCAAGAUAAGGAAGAAAUAACAUAUAAAAGAGUUAAGAGUGAAGGUGGUGAUAAGGAAGGACUCAAAGAGGCAGAGUUGAGGCGUAAGCUAACUACUAUCAUGAACAACUACGGCUUACGGGAACAUUUCGAAGAUGGUGCUGGCAGGCAGAAGGACCAUCCAUCUCACAACUCUGCCAUUGAUGACCACAUUAACAGGAGCAUAUUCAAGGAUAAGAAGCUUAACCAGCUGUGGGCCAAGGCAGAGACAUCUGGCUUCACCAGCGAGGAGCUGUCAGCACUCAAAGAAGAAUUCCUGCAUCACCAGGACAAGAUUGAUCAGUACUAUGAUCUGCUGAGUGAUGCGAAGGAUGGCAAGAAAGAUACUUAUGAUAAUGCAAUAAAUGAGGAAGAAAUGGAGAAGUACAAUGAGAUCAGUGGUAAUUUACAAACAAAUGAAAUCAAGAAUGAUUUCACUGAUAAGACAAAUAUGAUCAGGGACAAGCACAGGGGACUCCGUGACGGCUUUGACAGGCUGCAGAGAAUUACAGCCAGAGGUCCAAAUAACAAGGAAUUUAUAGAACCCAAGGUACAAGGACUAUGGCGGAUGGCGACAGCUGCAAACUUCACUGUUGAUGAGCUAGAGUCCCUGAAGGUGGAAUUGCAGCAUUACGAGUCUCGUCUGCUGAAGCUGCGCGCGCUCCACGCCGACCAUGUAAGAAAAGUUGAGAAAUUCGACAGCAAGAUCGCAGCCACCGGCGACAAGAUGGAUCACUUCGACGAGCAGCAGCAGAUGAUCAAGAAGCACUCGCGGAAGGUGGAGAAGAUGCACGCUGACAUUGAACAGAAGAUCCUCUCCAAACAUUCUGAGUUGUGAAGUGUUUACUCUAUGUUCUGCAGUGAUUCUAUUGAGGAAUAGACUGUCAAGGAUUUGAUUUUAUAUCGAAAAUUAAAGGUAGUUUUUUUUGUACAGUCGUGUCAAAAGUGCACAGAUACCUAUUAGGCCAAGAUCUAUAGAUAGUUUUUAAUGCCUUGAUAUACAGGUUUAUGGACAAAUAAGAUAUUUUAGCUACAAAUGAUUAACUAAUUAAUCCACUUUGGAUUCAGCAAGCACAUAUUUAAAUUUGGCAACUUACUUGGGGCCAAAGAAAUGCUUGCCCUUUAAUUUUGUUUUCACUCCACUGUAGGAUUUAUUAUCAUUGUUAGAUUUUAUAAAAUAUUCUCUUCCCAGAUUAUGUUAAUAUCUGUGUUUCUUUUUUAACAUAAUCUAAUAAAUUGUAAUUUUAAGGAUUUAUAACCAAAUGUUUCCAUGUUUAAUUAAUAACCUGCUAAUUUAAAUGUUGCUCUUUGUCAGUGAUACUUAUGCAUUUAAAAGUUUUUUUAAGAUCUCUGGUUUUAUCUAGUAAUUAUAUAGAAUUCAAAUCAGGUCAUAUUUUUAUACUUUUCGUGUUACGCAUAAUGUUCAUAUUUAUUUUAAAGAAUCUCUAAAGUUCGCAGAGGGU
Amyelois transitella is the source of this 1907-nucleotide messenger RNA. RefSeq names its product alpha-2-macroglobulin receptor-associated protein. Gene Ontology annotation, biological process: regulation of receptor-mediated endocytosis. Gene Ontology annotation, cellular component: endoplasmic reticulum; endomembrane system. The coding region runs from base 188 to 1282 and encodes 364 amino acids. NCBI's taxonomy places the organism in Eukaryota, Metazoa, Arthropoda, Insecta, Lepidoptera, Pyralidae. The transcript has 7 exons. The record is from RefSeq and is a predicted model, not a curated record. Gene Ontology annotation, molecular function: receptor antagonist activity; heparin binding; low-density lipoprotein particle receptor binding.